UUGAAGCUUUCUUUCGAACUACCAAUAUGGCCGACACUUCUGUGACAAUUCGCACUCGCAAAUUCCUCACCAACCGUUUGCUCCAACGCAAGCAAAUGGUCGUCGAUGUGAUUCACCCUGGUCUCGCUAACCUCUCCAAGGACCAGAUCCGCGAGAAGCUCGGCAAGAUGUACAAGGCCGAAAAGGAGGUUGUCUCUGUUUUUGGUUUCAAGACCCACUUUGGUGGCGGAAAGACCACUGGUUUCGGUUUGAUCUACGAUUCCGUCGAAGCAUUGAAGAAGUUUGAACCCAAGUACCGUCUUGCCAGAAUUGGUUUGGCUGAACCUGGUAAGGGUGGUCGCAAGCAGCGCAAGGAAAAGAAGAACCGUGCCAAGAAGUUCCGCGGUACCAAGAAGUCCAAGGCCUCCGCUGGCAAGAAAUAAGUGGGCGUCUCUUGAUCCUGAUUCAUCCAAAAAUACAUAUUGGCUACACACCAUCAUUUUUGUAUACUUUUUCUUUUUCUUUCUCAUUCAAAUCUUGGUUUCAAAAAUGCAUGUGUGAAAUCUACUUGUGUGCGUGUGUUUUUUAAUUUAUGAGAUCCUGCAAUCCAACCGCCAGCUUUGGCUAUUGGACGUAUUGGCUUUGCUCUUGUAUAGAUCAGUCGUUCGUUCGAUCGUUCCUUUUUCGUUUUCCAGCUCUUAAAAAGUGAUCGUCAAGUGAAAGCACGAAUUUAGAAAACAG
Radiomyces spectabilis is the source of this 720-nucleotide messenger RNA. Its product is annotated as ribosomal protein L23/L15e core domain-containing protein. Gene Ontology annotation, biological process: translation. The coding region runs from base 27 to 422 and encodes 131 amino acids. The record is from RefSeq and is a predicted model, not a curated record. Gene Ontology annotation, cellular component: ribosome. The transcript has 2 exons. Lineage: Eukaryota; Fungi; Mucoromycota; Mucoromycetes; Mucorales; Radiomycetaceae. Gene Ontology annotation, molecular function: structural constituent of ribosome.